Messenger RNA from Linum trigynum, 1514 nucleotides. The record is from the annotation of a GenBank genome assembly. Lineage: Eukaryota; Viridiplantae; Streptophyta; Magnoliopsida; Malpighiales; Linaceae.
GUUAUUCUAUUUUUGUAGGCUGUGCCUGUGGAUUGUCAGAUUUUCAAAGGUAUUGCAACAGUUACUAUUGAGCAUUUGACUGGGGAAGCAAAACCGAUCGAAGCAAAGGUGGGAGAUCGGAUUCCUGCCUGGUGGUGCAAGGAACUUGGAUGGUUGAAUGAUUGUCAAGGUAUUGUCAUUAAAAGUUAAAUAUAAGAUACUUCGAGACGUUACUCAUUGGAUAUCAAAAUGCGUGUCAUGGUCUUUUAUGAUCAUGGUCACCUGAAAUUACUGGCUGUAGUUGACUUAUUUUUUUAUUUUUCAUUUCUCGUGCUUGACGUGCUCAACAAACUGUGUUCAAUCAUCUCUGGGUGCCAUUAUCGAACCUAAGUAAGGCAAUAAAGAUAUGGAAAGAUUCAACACUAAAUAGAAUUUUUCAAUUGACUGAAGGGGCCCAGUAAAACAAACCAAAACUUCAAAGAUGGCUCGAUAAGUUGGUGAGCAAUACAGCAAGGUUGUAGUGGGGUUGUCGUUUGCUGUUGCUUUCCUUGGACCAUUGUUUUUCAAUUGGCCAUUCAUGAGUACUUCGGGUAACAAGAACAAUCAUCCUCUUAUCCUGUUUGCUAACAAGGAUAAUAGACUAGAUAAUCAUCCUGAACUCCAAGGUUUCCUAAUCUAUAGUAGUCCCCUGGUUAUCUGGCCAAGGAUUUGUUUCUAUUCCUAUUCUGGUGUUCUUUUUGGGUAGAAAGUAUGACUGUAUUCUUCUGGAACUUCUAAUUAGUGUUAUAACUAUAAACUGUUCUUGGUUUACCAUGCAGCCUGCAGAGGAUCAAUCUUUAGAGCAAUAGGAUCAAUGAUGGAAGCAUCACCACGUGCCUUGGCAGUAGCUCCAUUUGCAUACACCACUGUCAUUAGUUCCUAUGCCAAAAAGGGAAUAUUACUUAAAGGAGGGCAGGUUCUGGAUGCUCUAGCUUCCUGCCACACAAAUGCAUUUGAUAAAAGUGGGAGACUGACUACAGGAGUUGUGAAGGAAGCUCUUGCUCUUGCAACUGCUAUGGAGAAGAGCACAGCACAUCUUAUUGGAAGAGGACUUGUUGCUACUCGAAAUGACACUCAGGUAGCAAACUUCAAUUCGCCGUGUCACGGUUACUCAUGAUUUGCGAAAAAUGAGGUGGGAUUAUCUUAAAUAUAUAUGCCCUUAUGCAAUGAAGUAGUUUUAUUUUUAAGUACUAUGGAUGGAAAAAUGGCUGAGGGAACUGAUAGCUGUUAUUUAUGUACAGUCAGUAAGUGGAAGAGCUAGAUCAUUGAAAGCUUCCCUUGGCUCUGUUGAGUUCAUUACUUCUCUUUGUAAAUCCGAAGACAAGUCGAGAGAAAUUUCCUGUUUACUUUCAUUUCUGUUUCCUGUUUUUGAGAAAACAGAUGUUGAAAACAGGUGAAAACAACAUUUUGUCGUUUCCGAAAACAGCAGGAAGUUGCCACUUUCUGUUUUCCUAGUUGGAAACGAAUAGAAAAAAGAAUGAAAAGUAAACAAGUUU